Exophiala aquamarina CBS 119918 is the source of this 711-nucleotide messenger RNA. RefSeq lists its product as uncharacterized. Lineage: Eukaryota; Fungi; Ascomycota; Eurotiomycetes; Chaetothyriales; Herpotrichiellaceae. The record is from RefSeq and is a predicted model, not a curated record. Gene Ontology annotation, cellular component: transcription factor TFIID complex. The transcript has a single exon. Gene Ontology annotation, biological process: transcription by RNA polymerase II; RNA polymerase II preinitiation complex assembly. Bases 1 to 711 code for a protein of 236 amino acids. Gene Ontology annotation, molecular function: protein heterodimerization activity.
AUGGAACCACGCGCCCGCGCCGGGCGGCACAAGGCCAGUCUGAACUUCGGGCAUGAACUCUCCGGCCUACUCUUCGCGUACGGCGCACCUACCCAUCCAGACAUUGUGAACCCCAUCGGGGCCUCCUCGCAGCAAUAUCUCGACAAGAACGGCAGCGGCAUGACCACAACGACCAACCACUCCAAUAACCACAGCAACCACGACGCGAAGCCAUUCCACCAGCCCUUCCCGGAAACCGUCCGGGUUCUCGACGAGAUCCUCACAGACUUCAUCAUCGAAACAUGUCACAACGCCGUGAGCGUGGCAAGCUACAGUGGGCGCGCGAAGCUGAAACUCUCGGACUUUGAGUUCGUGCUACGCCGCGAUGCAGUCAAGCUCGGCCGUGUCCAGGAAAUGUUCAAGAAGAAGCGCGAUAUCGAUAACAAGAAGAAACUCUUCGAUACCAAUGAGGGACGAGAAGGGACGAAGAUGGCCGUGGGUGAUUUGGUGAAUCUUGGGGAGGUUGUUGGCGAGGAAGGAACCGGAAAAGGGAAAGGGAGAGGUAGAGGUAGGAGGAAGAAGAGGGAUAGGCAUGACGGAAAUGCUGCCGUGGGAGACGAUGCCAGAAGUGCUGUUGGGACCGGGACCGGGACCGGCAGGGAAAGCGUUGUUGGCGAUGAUAUGGAACUCGAGGACAGGGCGAGUAAGAAGGCGAGGAGUGAGGUUGGUUGA